Messenger RNA from Tripterygium wilfordii, 1722 nucleotides. RefSeq lists its product as uncharacterized. The record is from RefSeq and is a predicted model, not a curated record. Bases 274 to 1500 code for a protein of 408 amino acids. NCBI's taxonomy places the organism in Eukaryota, Viridiplantae, Streptophyta, Magnoliopsida, Celastrales, Celastraceae. The transcript is spliced from 7 exons.
UGUUCUUCUGACUAUGACAAAGAAAAGUACAUUGAUUGACCGCAGCGGAUCCGGUGUCUGGAGCUUGGGAUUCCUAUCUCUACUCCAAUCCAUGAAAACCGUGAUAGCGACAAAAUUCUGAACCUCCUCUGCAAUCUCCUCCGUCCAUUGUCUGCAACAUCCACUGAUAAAGUCACUCGGAAGAAGUUAGCUUUGUUGUCGUAGGAGAGCAGAGCACUGGGAAUCGUUUUCCCCGGAAUUGGGUUUGUAAGGAAGGAGAGAAAGGCGAGGGACAUGUGGGGAUUUGGGGGUAGGUACUAUUGGGGGAGGAAGGAAGGUAGAGGGAACAGGGAGGGAAUAGUUAUAGUUUUCGCGUGGAUGUCGAGUCAGGAGAGGCACUUGAAGAACUACGUUGACCUCUACUCCUCCUUGGGUUGGAAUUCCCUUGUCUGUCACCCGGAAUUUCUCAAUUCGUUUUUCCCUGAGAAGGCAGCCAGAUUAGCAUUUGACGUUCUUAAUGAAUUGGUUGAGGAUCUUAAGGUUAGGCCCUGUCCUAUCGUAUUUGCAUCAUUUUCUGGUGGCCCAAAAGCUUGCAUGUACAAAGUUCUUCAGAUAAUUGAAGCGAAGUGUGAACCACAACUGAAUCUUGAUGAUUGCCGGCUGGUUAGGGACUGUAUUUCUGGUCAUAUUUAUGAUUCUUCUCCAGUGGAUUUUACUAGUGACUUGGGUUCCCGCUUUGCUGUUCACCCAACUGUUCUCAAAAUGUCUCAUCCACCAAAAUUUGCAUCAUGGAUAGCAAACAGCAUUGCUUCUGGGCUUGAUGCUCUCUUUCUCAGCAAGUUUGAAUCACAACGUGCUGAGUAUUGGCAGACCCUGUACGCCUCUGUGAGCAUGGGGGCCCCAUACCUCAUUUUAUACUCAGAAACGGAUGAUCUUGCUCCUUAUCAGAUCAUCUGCAAUUUUGCUCAACGACUUCAACAACUUGGGGGUGAUGUGAAACUUUUGAAAAUGAAUGGCUCUCCUCAUGUAGGCCAUUACCGGCAUUAUCCAAUUGACUACAAGGCUGCUGUUACCGAGCUUCUCGGUAAGGCUGCAGCAGUUUAUUCCCAAAGAAUACGUAGACUUGAAGGUGAAAGAAUGGGAAUAGAGGGGACACAUGAUGAUGAGAUAUCUGGUCCAGUAGGUGACCUGAGGAAAGCAUCCGCGAGUCCAGACCGAAGCUUUCGUGGAGUUUAUCUUGCACCAAGUGAUCAUUUCCCAUCACCUAGCUCAAUGGAGUAUUAUGAUGGUGGAGAUGCUGGGUUUGUGCAAGAUGAACGCAAAGAAAGCCUAAUACAUUUGCCUAGCCCACCAAGCAUUAACGCACAUGGGGUUCUAGGUCAAAUCCUUUUUGAUGUUUGUGUUCCUAAAAAUGUUGAAGGUUGGGAUUUAAGGUCCUCAGCUUCCUUACAUACUCGCCAACAUAACCAGAGGCAUGUGCCAUUUAAUCCUAUCAAAUGUAUCCGCCGCUCGAGAUUAUAAAAUGCCAACUGCCAAAUCUGAUGGAGGUCAAUUGUCCGGACAUAUAGUUGAGCAAAUUGUGGACUCUGACCAUCCAUUGGAAGGAGUGAUCCAAUCAAAUGAUGAUUUUGUCCAUUUAUUGGUCUUUUUAGUCCUGUUUUUGGGACCGAGAAGGUCUGCCAAUUGUGUACCCUUCUUUAUACGACAGCUUGACUCUUCAUGAAUGUCAAUUGGAAUUUUGAA